Messenger RNA from Trichechus manatus latirostris (Florida manatee), 1943 nucleotides. It is a transcript of the gene SPPL3, whose product is annotated as signal peptide peptidase like 3. Gene Ontology annotation, biological process: membrane protein proteolysis. The coding region runs from base 68 to 1222 and encodes 384 amino acids. Gene Ontology annotation, molecular function: aspartic endopeptidase activity, intramembrane cleaving. Gene Ontology annotation, cellular component: lumenal side of endoplasmic reticulum membrane; cytoplasmic side of endoplasmic reticulum membrane; Golgi-associated vesicle membrane. The transcript has 11 exons. The record is from RefSeq and is a predicted model, not a curated record. NCBI's taxonomy places the organism in Eukaryota, Metazoa, Chordata, Mammalia, Sirenia, Trichechidae.
UCCGUCCGUCCACCCGCCGCCGCCGGGCCCGGCCCAACCUGCAGCAGAACCCGGGAGAGUCAGCGCCAUGGCGGAGCAGACCUACUCCUGGGCCUAUUCCCUGGUGGAUUCCAGUCAAGUGUCUACAUUUCUGAUUUCCAUUCUACUAAUAGUCUAUGGGAGUUUCAGGUCCCUUAAUAUGGACUUUGAAAAUCAAGAUAAGGAGAAAGACAACAACAGUUCUUCUGGGUCUUUUAAUGGCAACAGCACCAAUAAUAGUAUCCAAACUAUUGACUCUACCCAGGCCUUGUUCCUUCCAAUUGGAGCAUCUGUCUCUCUUCUAGUAAUGUUCUUCUUCUUUGACUCAGUUCAAGUAGUUUUCACCAUAUGUACAGCAGUUCUUGCAACGAUAGCUUUUGCUUUUCUUCUUCUCCCAAUGUGCCAGUAUUUAACAAGACCCUGUUCACCUCAGAACAAGAUUUCCUUUGGUUGCUGUGGGCGUUUCACUGCUGCUGAGUUACUAUCAUUCUCUCUGUCUGUCAUGCUUGUCCUCAUCUGGGUUCUCACUGGCCACUGGCUCCUUAUGGAUGCUCUGGCCAUGGGCCUCUGUGUUGCCAUGAUCGCCUUCGUCCGCCUGCCGAGCCUCAAGGUCUCCUGCCUGCUUCUCUCAGGGCUUCUGAUCUAUGACGUCUUUUGGGUGUUUUUCUCAGCCUACAUCUUCAAUAGCAACGUCAUGGUGAAAGUGGCCACGCAGCCGGCUGAUAAUCCCCUUGACGUGCUAUCCCGGAAGCUCCACCUGGGGCCCAAUGUUGGGCGUGACGUUCCUCGCCUGUCUCUGCCUGGAAAACUGGUCUUCCCAAGCUCCACAGGCAGCCACUUCUCUAUGCUGGGCAUCGGGGACAUCGUGAUGCCUGGUCUCUUGCUGUGCUUUGUUCUUCGUUACGACAACUACAAAAAACAAGCCAGCGGUGACUCCUGUGGGGCCUCUGGACCCGCCAACAUCUCUGGGCGCAUGCAGAAGGUCUCCUACUUCCACUGCACCCUCAUUGGGUACUUUGUAGGUCUGCUAACUGCUACUGUGGCGUCUCGCAUUCACCGAGCAGCCCAGCCUGCCCUUCUCUACUUGGUGCCAUUUACCUUAUUGCCACUUCUCACGAUGGCCUAUUUAAAGGGUGACCUACGGCGGAUGUGGUCUGAGCCAUUCCACUCCAAGUCCAGCAGCUCCCGGUUCCUGGAAGUAUGAUGGAGCACAAAGAAAGUGCGCAGAGUGGCCAUCUUAGUCCUUUUCUCUCAGCGUGGUGGUGUUUCGUCUUUGAGCUGGCCUGGUACUCAGAGGUGUACCCGUUUAAGGAACUGACCAUGACUGGAUUUUGCGUUUUAAGGGGGCCUGUUUGAAGGAGAGGCGCUGGAGCCCCGUUUGGCGCCUUCUCUUCCCGCGGUUGCAGAGAUGGAACCCCUUCCCUACAUGACAGGCCCCUCCCCAGCGCUCCUUCCUCCCGUUUUUAUGGAUCUGCACCAGACUGUUACCUUGUGGGGGAGACAGAGAUUUGACUAUUUAAAAACUGAAAACGGCAAGGAGUCGUUCUAAAACUUACGAACACUAACAGGAUGGAAAAAAUUAGCAAACCGAGGUUUCUUCAGCGAACCGUCAAGAACUUUGGGACCAGUUUCCUCUGGGGACUCAGUUUCAGAGAACUGAGACAGAAGCCUUUCUGUCGUUAUAUUCUUCUUUCCUUUUUUUGGAUUUAUUAAAUAUUUUCUGUGGUGUGAAGUGACUUAUUAAAUCCACAGACACUGAGUGACUUCUUACAACAUACACGUAAGAAAUUGUUGUAAUGAGUUCAUGUCCACCCCAGAUGUCAUGUUGGCAGAGAACAAGGGCACGGGUUUUAUACAUACAUAUACACACACACACACAGACACAUAUAGAUAUAUAUGAAUAAGCAAAAAUUAAAACCUGCUAA